UGUAUAUGUAGUUAUAUCAGACAGUAUACACUGCUCUGUAUAACCUCUAGCCUCAGUUAGUCAGUACUAUGUAUAUGUAGUUAUAUGUACAGAUCAGACAGUAUACACUGCUCUAUAUAACCUCUAGCUGUUUAGAAAAGCGCCGGGACAAUAUCUGUCUUUUAAAUCAACUUCACUUCUCACUUGGUACUAAAAGGGGUGGGAAAUAAGGCUAGGGUGUGUCAAGUAACACUUUUCAUAGCAGCCAAUCAGCAGUUAUCAGUGACGGGAGGGAGGGUCUACUUUGGUGGAUAUAGAAUUGCGGGUGUCCCUGUCUGUACACUAAUUAGUUAGUUGCACAGAUCGGAUAUUGUAUUUUGCAAAUUUGCAAUCAGUCAGCGCUAUGGAUGUAUUAAACUCUCUACAGAUAUUCUCUGUUAUCGGCAUUUUUAUACAACCGACCUGCAUCCGAUUCUGUUUCCUCUGGGCCUUGGACUUGUGUGCACUUGUAGAAACCCGUCAUGUCCGUGUUGGGUCAGAUAUAUCCCUCUGUGGCUUGAGGUGUCCUAACACAAACGGUGUGCUGGAGCUGUACACUAAACCAGGGAGUGUUUUGCUAGAGCUGAGCUGUCAAAAUGAUGACUACACCAUCCAUCCAAAUUUCAUAAACAGACUUGACCUGAACAUCUCCAGUGGCUGCUGUGUGCUGAGAGAGGCUCAGAAGAAGGACACCUGUGUGUAUGAGAUUGAGUUCCACAGCAGCCCAGCAAGGAUACUGAGCUCUACACCCAUCACUGUAAUAGAACCGGUUGUGAUAUCUAACGUAACCACUAACACCAGUGAGUCAGGGUCAGACAUCUCUCUGCAUGUCCUGUUCUCUGGAGAAGAGACCACUGUGACCUGGGAGGUGGAUAGAGGAGAAGUCCCUGAUAGAUACCAGCUGAGAGACCAAAACAGGACGCUGAUUAUCCCAAGUGCACAGAAGGAAGAUGCUGGAAAGAGAUUCAUGGUCAGGGUGACAAACCUAGUCAGUGAGGGGACCUGGGAACAUGUGCUGGAGAUCAGAGAUAAUACUCCAACUGGCGUCAUUUCAUACUUUUACCGUAACAGAACAAAAGGUUUUAUCCCGUGUGGAGCUGCUCUGUUUGUAUUUACGUGCUGUGUUCUCUAUCUGGUUACGAACUAUAAAAGAGAUUCUCCUAUGAGUAAUCAAAGGAUUGAUCUGGUUUCCGCCACGUGAAGAUGGUGCUAUUUCUUAUAUUUUUAUGUGUGAAUGAAAUAAUAUGAAGAUCCAUCUGGAAGUCCUUUAGCUUAAGCAGCUGGCGGAUCAGCGUCCUAAUGAACAUUACUUGUCUGUACUAGCAGUGGGUAUCUGAUGAUCUCACGCUACUGCUUGUUACAGCAGCUCCACUGCAGGUCACAGAGGGUGUAUACACAGCACCUUACGUCUAAUCUUUGUAGACAUUUUAUUUUUACUGUUUUUCUUUCUUUUUUCCUUAAACUCUUUCAGUUAUUUGUAAGUUAUUUUUAAAAAAUGUAUGUGUAAAUGUAGUGUGUCUUCCAGGUACUGCAUUGCACAGCACAUACACAUAGCUGUGCAACAGCCACUAGGGGGCGCCUUCUUUUUUGUUCUUUUGUUGCAGAUAGGGAUGGGAGAAUGUGCUGAACAAAUAGUCCUGUGGACAUUCGCUUUGGACAAUCAAAUGUUGAUAAGAAUAAAUAUUCAUUAAAAUUCGUUUUUUGAAUGUUACUUUCGUUUUCGAAUGUUCAUAAUUAGAUUGAAUAUCCACAUUAAAAAUUUCGAAUGUAACAUUCGAUUUAACAAAUACUAUUCAGAAGUUCAUGGGGUAGGGAAUUUAGUAAACGGAUAAUUAAUAGAUACAAAUAUAUCAAUUUUAAUGUUUUUAUUUCGAAUAUUGCAUUUAAAGAGAGCAUUAGAAAUACUAUUACAAAUAUAUUGAUUAGAAUUUUUAGACUUUGAAUAUGCAUAAUGCGAAUCAAAUUAUUAGAAAAAUUCAUAUCAAAUAUUACAUUUAAAGAAAGCAUUAGAAAUACUAUUGCACUCAUCAUUCGAAAUGAACAAACGAAUGUGUUAAUAUUUGUUUCAUUUUUCGAAUGUUGCAAAUCAUUUGCCCAUCCCUAGUUGCAGAGUGAAUGGAAUGUUAAAAAUAAUAAGAGCAGCCGUAAUGCCAAGUUUGCCCUCAGCAAUGGUAUCUUUAAAUAAUCUGGGUCUCAGAUGUACAAAGACUUUGGUUUAUUGUUUUGAUUUAUAAUUGUUUCUCUGAUUUGUGCACUGUUUUCACUUAUUUUGAGCCCCCUUGAUUUCCUAGGUAUAGUGACUUUGGAAGUUUCAUGCUUAAAUUAACACAAAAGCCUUUUUUUUCUUUUGUUGCUUCUAAAAUAGAUUUUAAAAUCUGUUUUAUGUUUAAAAAAAUAAAUAAAAUUUAUUUAAAUGGCACAGACAAUGUAACACAUAAAAAGAUAAAAGAGUAAUACUAAAGAUGAAACGAAUUGUAUGAAAUCAUAUAUUGUAUAGAAAUAAAGUGAGACUACUUGUG
Molecule: messenger RNA, 2537 nt
Organism: Bombina bombina (fire-bellied toad)
Lineage: Eukaryota; Metazoa; Chordata; Amphibia; Anura; Bombinatoridae
Exons: 5
Coding region: 383-1219 (278 amino acids)
Source: RefSeq, a predicted model, not a curated record